Molecule: messenger RNA, 1677 nt
Organism: Homarus americanus (American lobster)
Lineage: Eukaryota; Metazoa; Arthropoda; Malacostraca; Decapoda; Nephropidae
Product: proton-coupled folate transporter-like
Exons: 9
Coding region: 316-1587 (423 amino acids)
Biological process (GO): transmembrane transport
Cellular component (GO): membrane
Molecular function (GO): transmembrane transporter activity
Source: RefSeq, a predicted model, not a curated record
AUUUUGUUUUCGCAUUUCUAUAAGGCUGAUCAUUUGUUUACAUAUCGUCAAGGUGACAGUCAACACACUACAGUGCAGCUGAUGGGUGUGGCAUAUCUAUAAAACACUAACUCCAGCAUGUGGGAGUAAUGUCAUGUCAUAAUGAUGGGCCAUGAGUAAAAGUGGAAAAAAUUAGCUAAGUUUAAGGUUGUCACAUGAUUUUUAUUUUUUUUUUGGCCAUCGCGAGAAACUGUUGCACCAUACAGCCACGUUAAGGAGUCUACAGUCAUAAUUAUAAAAUUUUUGCUAAGUUUCUUUCUACAGGGAGUGUAAAUCAUGGCGAUUGACUGCAAAAUUACGGUAGAACCUGUGCUGUUCUUGUACAUGUUGUCAGUGUUUAUGCUAUACCCAGCCCUGCAGGAUCUCAUUUACACCAAGGUUUGUCUAAAGGACUACAGCAAAAGGAUAUGUGAUAAUUUACAUGACCCAGUAAACCAUGUGGCUCUAGACACUGUCCAGACGGAUUCCUCACAUUGGGUACAAGGGUCUACCAUCAUGCUAGCAGUUCCAUCCAUUGUCACAGCUCAAUUCCUAGGAUCCUGGAGUGAUACAUAUGGACGCAAAAUUCCUAUGCUUUUACCUCCAGUAGGUGCAAUGUUUGCCAGUUUGCUCUACAUUGUGAUGAGUGUUCGGUUGUAUGAGAUUCAUGUGUCUCUCAUUCUACUGGCAUCAUUCAUCACUGGGAUCAGUGGAGGCUUCACCUCAUGUAUCAUGACAUGCAUGAGUUAUGUGGCACAGGAAACCAGAAAACUGGCACCUUUAAGAACUGCAGCAUUACAGAAAUGUGCAAUGUUUGCCAGUUUGCUCUACAUUGUGAUGAGUGUUCGGUUGUAUGAGAUUCAUGUGUCUCUCAUUCUACUGGCAUCAUUCAUCACUGGGAUCAGUGGAGGCUUCACCUCAUGUAUCAUGACAUGCAUGAGUUAUGUGGCACAGGCCAGCAGCUUCAACACCAGAACAGUGCGUGUGGGAAUCUUGGAGAGUAUGGUGUUUAUUGGUGGCACUAUAGGACCAGUGCUUGGGGGAUGGGUUCAGAAAAUUGGUGGAAGACCCGCCACCUUCACCCUCAUUUUGACAUGUCAUGCAACAGUUGUCUUCUACAUCAUCACAUGUGUCCGCAACAUUCUGCCAAGGCAUCCCCCACAAAACUCCUGGAUUCAUAGUGGCUGUGCUUGUCAACACUUAAGAGAAUCUGCGUCAACAGUGUUGAAGGAGAGGCAAGAAAACCGUCGCAAGUACCUGUUGUGGCUUCUUGCUGCUGCCUCGCUGAUUAUGAUUUGUACUGCUGGUGAAAUGGAUAUCUCCUACUUGUAUGUUAAGGAUACACCAAUUGUGUGGUCAUUUGAGAAGUACACCUGGUAUUUCUCACUGAAAUAUGGUUUAGGAGCCUUGGCACUACUGGGGAUUCUUCCUUUAUGUUCCAAAGCACCAGAUAUGAUUCUUGCUCUGAUUGGUCUAAUAAGCAAGGUGGGAGGUCUGAUACUUCUUGGAGUUGCUUGGGAGGAUACUGCUGUCUUCAUCAGUGAGUCAUCACCCUUUGUCACAUUUUAAUUUGAUGUAAAUCUACAUAAGGAUAUCUAGAAAUUUUAGACAAUUACAAUAUAUUACCCGACAAAAGCUUCUGUUGCUCAUUCAUUAUUU